This is a messenger RNA of Aureobasidium pullulans EXF-150, 562 nucleotides long. RefSeq lists its product as uncharacterized. Bases 82 to 498 code for a protein of 138 amino acids. NCBI's taxonomy places the organism in Eukaryota, Fungi, Ascomycota, Dothideomycetes, Dothideales, Saccotheciaceae. Gene Ontology annotation, cellular component: rDNA heterochromatin; SHREC complex. The transcript is spliced from 2 exons. Gene Ontology annotation, biological process: silent mating-type cassette heterochromatin formation. The record is from RefSeq and is a predicted model, not a curated record.
GUUGAUACAGUACUCUAUAAAAGCAUCCCACGUGACGCAUUCCUCUUCUCAUCACGCAUCUCCCCAAAGCAAACAUCAAUCAUGACUACCACCCAGUCCACAGAAGAGAAACCCUGCGUCGUCCUCCUCAACCGCCUCACCAGCGACGGCGAUCAAUCCAAACACCCCAACGGCACCAGCGGCAGCAAACCAGCUCAGCACAGCCACACCGUCAGCUUCCACAACAGCAUCGCUGCAGAACUCGCAAUCAAGACUCCGGUCAUCAUCCCCUUGCUCUCCGAUUUCCCCGAAAACUACGCCCUCUUCUACGUCACUCGCCAGGAUGGAAGCAAGGAUGACCUUUACCUAUGGGGUCAUCCUAGCGGCAAGAGCUUCAGGUCUGGUUCGCAGUUUGCUAAGCAUGUGUCUUGGCUUAUGAAGAGGGAUACUUACUAUAUGGUUAAGGGAGAUGAGGACGCCAAGGUUGCUAAGUGCGAGUGUAUGCUUUGUAAGACUUAAGAGCGGUAUACAGGAAGGACCCUAGCAUAGGGAGACAAGCAAUCUGAACUCUCUUUGGCCAACC